Messenger RNA from Dendronephthya gigantea, 2192 nucleotides. Its product is annotated as trichohyalin-like. Lineage: Eukaryota; Metazoa; Cnidaria; Anthozoa; Malacalcyonacea; Nephtheidae. Bases 679 to 2016 code for a protein of 445 amino acids. The transcript has 14 exons. The record is from RefSeq and is a predicted model, not a curated record.
UGUUUUCUGUGUGAAUAAUUCUACUGCAUAAUAUUUCAAGGAAAUUAUGCCAACAGGAUAGGAAAAAAGAGAGGAUCAAGCUGAGAGUUACUGUUUCCUCUCAUCGUGCCUGUUGUGAUUUGUGAUCAUAUGAUGGCAAUGAUGCAGUCAUUCAACCAUCUACUUUUACAAGGAGCUUUGGAGCCUUCUAAACAUCAUCAACAUAUUUUCCAUUAAUAAUUACUGAAACAGAUGCUUAUUUCAUAUUAUAUAUUGGUAUUUUACCCUUUGGCAUGGACUCCAAGUCAAAUCCUCUGAUCCCAGAACUGACUGGUGGUGUGAGUCCUGGUUGUACCUUCAGUGUUCCUGGCUUUACUAACUUGUUGAAAAAGAUGUGCAUUUGGUGGACAAGGAGCUUUAGGUCUAACAUCUUGUCGGUGUGGUGAAUGGAUUGGCUACAUCCAAAGCGAUAUAAACGAGAUGAAUGAAAGAAUUAUUUUAUCUGAUUCGAAUAUUUCUUUCGACAAAAUCUCAAAUUCGAUUCCAUGAGGUGGAAGCGCGGAAUCGAAGGUUUCGAAUAUUUAAUUGCAAAUAUGCAAAGCACUUCCGGUUCUUGUUGUUAUUGUCGUUUCCCACACAGUAGAGAUGGUUAAAAAAAGUGACUAUUGCUCACAAAUUAUGAGAUAAGUUCCCUGUGAAAUGGCAACUAGGAGCGAUCGUGGUAGAAUGGAGGUGCAGGCUCUCUCGCAAACUCGAGGACAAGAUGAGAUUGAAAAAGGCAAAGUGGGGGAAGUCCUACAACAAUUUCAAGUUCACGAAGAUACAGCCUAUGCCCAAAAGUUGCAGUCAAGUGAAUAUAAGAAUCAUGUCUCGCGCAAUAAGGAGCAAAGGAAAUCAGUGCGUGCUGGUGUCAGGACCGCUAAGGAAACAUAUCUUGAGGAAGUGAGGAGUGCGGGAAUACUUUCUGACAACAGUGUUACUGAAAUGGAACAGAAGGAAUGGCUCGCAGAAGAAUUGGAAAAAAGAAUUGAAGAACAGGAGAAUUUAUUGAGGACACGACAGGAGAUACAAAAAAUACAAGAUGAGGAAAUGGCCUUACAAAUACAACGUGACGAGGAAAAGAAAAUGAGAUACCUGGAACACAAGAGACAGCAAAGGAUAGCAAGAGAUGAAGAGGAACACCGGAGACUGCAGAGGAUCAUGAAAGAGUUGGAAGAAGCUGAACUAGAUGACCCGGGAGAUGACGUCGGAUCUGGCGAUGAAGUCAUCGCAUUACCUGAAAAUAAUGACAUCAUUGUUUUGGCGGAUGGCACGGCGAUUGACGCCAGACACAAUGAGAUACAGACUGAGGAACAGAAACGACAAAAUAUGGAGAAACGGGAUCAGGAAUUAGCUAAACUUCUUCAGCAGCAAGAAGAUGAUCAAAUUCAGAAAAAGCGAAGCAUGCAUGAAGAUUAUCGUAAAGCUAUCGAGAUGCAAGAUAGGGAGAUCGCAAAACAUCUUCAACGUAAAGAAAAGGCCAGAGCGGAGAGACGACGAGAAAAACAAAUGAGAAGGGAACAGAGUUUUCCUGAGAGAGACGAGGGUACAUCAGGUCAGCGAAGCAAUCUUCCAACGUACCAUGAAGCCGUCGAUGAUUACAGACGUGAAGAUGUCCCCCCGGUAAGCGGUGGCGAAAGAGUUGAUACGAGGCGACAGCGUGAACUUGAACGGGGGGAACAACCGAGACGGGCUCGAAGGAGCCCUGAGCAGGCGACCUACGAGGAGGUUUGGCGAGCGAAAAGUGGUGCAAAGACUCGCGCUCUGUCGCCGCAAAUGUUGGACUCGAAUGACGCAAAGCAGGAGCCUGGUGGUCACUUUAGCAACAUUGCCGAGGCCUUGGACCCAACCUUCCAGAGUUUGCCUCGUCACGUGGCCGAGGAGGUGGUCAGUGAUGACAGUGAUAAGGCCGGUGGGGGGAAGAGUGCCCCGAUUGUACCACCGUUGAAACGAAAAACUUCAAAAGAUGCGAAAAACAAAAAGUUUUGGGGGAAAUGAAUGUAGCAAGUAUCUUAUAUGCUAGACUGCAACUUCCUUACGGAAAUAUUUUUAUGCAUAACAACUGCUUGAUCUUAUAGUAGGCUUAAUAGCUUUUAUAUGACAUAUAAUAUUGUAUAUAUUGCAUUGUGCUUUUAAAAAUAAUCCCCGCACCGGGCAAAGAAGAAUUGCUUGAU